Molecule: messenger RNA, 471 nt
Organism: Racocetra fulgida
Lineage: Eukaryota; Fungi; Glomeromycota; Glomeromycetes; Diversisporales; Gigasporaceae
Source: the annotation of a GenBank genome assembly
AUGUCGAGUCAGAAUCUCCGCUCGUCGAGUCGAUCCCAGGGUCGCGUCCUAUGGGACGAAAAGAAAUCAUCCGCAAUAGAAAACUUUUGGAAGGCCGAGAAUAGCGUCGUGAAAACGUUAAAAAGAGCAUCAACCGUGAAUUCUAUAAAUAUAAUCAACCGAAUGCUGGACUUACAUUCUAAUUACAACGAUGCAUUGACUAAUACUACACGAGAAAAUAUUGGAUCAGCUCUAAAAAAAAGAAAGACGGACAAAACGGACGAUGAAAUUGAAUAUGAGACUGAUUCAAGUGAUACAAUAUCGGAAAACAAUAGUGAAGAAAACCUUGAUGAGCCAGAGAUGGAAAAGGUGACUUUAUCUCACAAAAGAAAAAGAGAAGUUUUGCGUAUUCUAGAUAAUCAAGAACUUUAUUCAGAAACUCUCCAAACAGAAGUAAAUUUAUUAAAUACUAUUCAAGUUCCAAAAAUUGAG